AUGCUGCGCAACAGCGAGGAGGGGUACGCCCAGUCCAUCACUAUCUCGGGUGAUGCGCUGGUGGUCGGUGCUCCGGCAGAAGGUUCCGGGGUGGUCUACGUCUAUUCGCUGAGUGCAGGGUGGCUCCGAGAGGCGCGGCUCGUGCCCUCCGACGCCGCCGUCGGCGACCGCUUUGGGAGCUCGCUGAAGCUGUCAGGCGAUUACCUCGUGGUGGUGGCCAGCGGCCACGACGUGAACUCCCUCUCAGAGACGGGGUCUGCCUACAUCUUCACCAGAAGCUCGGGCUGGCAGCAGGGAAAGCUGCUCGCCAACGACACAAUCGCCGGAGAUCGCUUCGGCCUGGCCGUGGCCGUCACAGAGGAUGGCCACGUGCUGGCUGCGGCCCCACCAAAGCUGCAAAGCCUCCUUGAUGUGCCUGUGACUCUGGACUUCAUUUUCGUUCGCUGGCCCUCCUGGCCUGAAGUGCGUUUCUACACGGCUCCGCCUUGCUCCGCCUCGGCCUUUCUGAGGUGGGCACAGACCGGCACACUGGUAUCGGCGGCCCCGGCAGCGGCCAAAAAUUCGUCGAUCCCGGGUCGGGCGAAGCUGACGGCCAGCGACGCGGUGCCCUUCGGCCGCUUCGGUUCCGCGGUGGCCAUCUCCGGCUCCUACGCGCCGGUCUCAGCCUUUUCCGAUCUCUCCGGUCUUUUCGGCAUUUGA
Molecule: messenger RNA, 699 nt
Organism: Symbiodinium sp. CCMP2592
Lineage: Eukaryota; Dinophyceae; Suessiales; Symbiodiniaceae
Source: the annotation of a GenBank genome assembly